UUUCCCACAAACCCCCGUCCCCUCGCUGCGCCAACGCAACCACUCCGGCAUUCCGCCCCCAUCCAAGCUUCGAGGAGCUAGGGCUUCCCACCCCGAUGGCCGCCCUGAAGCCCUCGCCGCCGCCGGUGCCGGCGGGGAUCGUCGUCGCGGUGCUCGCGCUCGUGCGCGUCGUCCUCACCCUGACGCUGUCGCUCGGCCGCGUCCUCGUCGCGGACGAAGCGCUCCCCUACCUGGGCUUCGCGACUCUGCGGGUCAUCUCCGCGGCCGCGGCUACCAAGGUCGUGGGGAGCCGGGCCUGGGCCGAGGGCUCCGCCCCCGCCGUGUUUCUCCAGGCGCUCACGGGCGGGGUUCUCAAGGCCAGCUUCCUUGUCUUGCAAGCGCUUGGCGCCGUGAUGCUGUGCGGCCAGUUCCUGCUCUACGUGGUCGCAUCUCCAUCUGGAUCCGGUUCAGAGUUCCAGAAGAGAGCCCAUGGAGCUUUCAACAAGGAGUUGAUUAGGGGGGAUCCUCCCCGCACUGCAGUCCUUGGAACGUUCACAUCUACACUCCUCAUCCUGCUAAUUUUAGCUGGUUCUCUGGUGGAAUGCAUGAUGUCGAAAAAGAUUGGUUCUGUGAUUGUGGAUGUGGGGAUAUUUGGUUCCAGUGCGAUAGCUUGCUUUGUUGUCAUUCCAGCUGUAGUACUGACUAACAGGAGGGAGGACCAGAUGUCAAAGAAAAACAUGACUCACGUCGCAAACUGUUGAGGCAUAAUCCUGAAUGGAAGGUGCGGAGACGGGCAAGGCAAAUUACGAGAGCUGACUCUUUGCUGAAGUUUAUGGCCGGUGAUGACUGAUGAUUUCUGGGUUAUAGUUACCCGUAGGCAUGACUGUAGAUUGUUCUACUGCUAGUAUUUCAUACUCCAUGUGUUAGGAGCUCCCGUAAUUCGACAUUGUAGUGUUCUAACGUUUACUUGCUGCUUGGAAGUCUGGAAUACAUGACCAGAUAGUGAGGGGUAUAUAUAACACCCUCCCGGAGGAGAAUGCUUUUCUAGGCGUGUA
This is a messenger RNA of Aegilops tauschii subsp. strangulata, 1034 nucleotides long. RefSeq lists its product as uncharacterized. Lineage: Eukaryota; Viridiplantae; Streptophyta; Magnoliopsida; Poales; Poaceae. The record is from RefSeq and is a predicted model, not a curated record.